AUGUCAUUUAGAAAAGGUGUUGAAAAUACUGGUAAAUUUGUACCGGAGAAAGAGAGUGAUGCUGCAAAAAGGAGAGAAGAUUCAUCAGAAUUAAGGUAUCAGAGGUCUGUUCUGAAUGAUGAGGUUGAUGCCAAGUUUGGCUUCACAAGGUACAAAGAAUCAGCUGAGAGGAUCGGAUGGCUCAUCAAUUUUCAUCCAGUUUCCUUACCGUGUCAGCCAUACUUUUAUAUCAUGACGAAGAAAGAUUGCGAGCGAGAUGUCAUGAUGUACCUGACGAAAAAAUUUGUUGGUCGAGUCCAGAGUGUUGAAAUCGUUGUAAAAGAAGACUUAGAUCUGCCAAAUCAUCUGGUUGGCCUUAAAAGAAAGUUCCUUAAGUUGUCAUUCUCAACUGUCGAGGCCUUAAUCAAAGUUAAAAAAGAUAUUAAGCCUUUUGUGAGAAGAAACAGGGCAAGUUGUGGAAGUAACCAAUAUGAUUCCAAUAGUUUGGAUUCUAACAAGCUAACAGACCACAUGGAAAACAUUAUUGAUAUAAGGGAGCAUGACAUACCCUAUCACGUUCGGGUAUCCAUAGAUCUGAAGCUAAUGGUUGGUCGAUGGUACAGCAUCUCAUCAGCCAAUCAGGAAAUGCCCAUCAUUAAAAUUAUGGAGGACCUUGUCGAUGUCCCUGAUCCAAUAGUGCUAGCGUUUGACAUUGAAACCACAAAGCUGCCAUUGAAAUUCCCUGAUUCACAAGUUGAUCAAAUUUUCAUGAUCUCAUACAUGGUUGACGGGCAGGGUUAUCUGAUAUGCAAUCGAGAUAUAGUGUCAGAAGAUGUGGAGGACUUUGAAUACACGCCAAAGCCCGAGUUUGAAGGACCUUUCAUUGUCUACAAUGAGCCAAAUGAAGCAUCAGCUCUGCAGCGGUUCCUGGACCACAUACUCGAUCUGAAGCCAAAUAUCUUCGUUACUUACAACGGCGACUUUUUUGAUUGGCCAUUCAUUGAGGCCAGGUGCGUUGCAAACAACCUUGACCUUUAUAGGGAGUUGGGAUUUCAGAAGGAAACCCAAUCCGGAUAUCUCAGCAGGGCUUGCAUACAUAUGGAUUGUUUCAUGUGGGUUAAGAGGGACAGCUAUCUCCCAGUUGGAAGUCAGAAUUUGAAAGCUGUGGCCAAAGCAAAGUUGAGGUACGAUCCGGUAGAGAUCGAUCCAGAAGAUAUGUGCAGACUGGCUGCUGAACAACCACAGGUUAUGGCGAAUUAUUCAGUAUCAGAUGCAGUGGCGACAUAUUACCUCUACAUGAAAUACGUACAUCCGUUCAUAUUUGCUCUCUGUACAAUCAUCCCACUCGAACCUGAUGAGGUAAAGACUGACAUCAAGAGAAAGUUAGCCGUACUUCGAGAUUCAUCCAUUCGUUCUGAGAACCCCAUCAUAUACCAUUUGGAUGUGGCCGCCAUGUAUCCCAACAUCAUACUUACUAAUCGUCUUCAGCCCCCAGCCAUUAUAGACGAGGCUUCGUGUGCAGCCUGUGACUUCAACAAAGUGGAUGCCAAGUGCCUCAAGAAAAUGUUUUGGACGAAAAGAACCGAAUUCAUGCCAGCUUCGAGGAGCGAGUACUCAAGAAUUCAACAACAACUUGAGAAUGAAAGGUUUCCCCCUUUGACACCCGGAGGGCCUAGCAGGGCCUUCCAUCAGCUCCCUCCCGAAGAGCAGGCAUCUAUCGAGAAAAGAAGAUUGGCCGGGAUAGAAGAUACGAAUUCAAAGGACUUACUAAGGUUGAGGAAGGCAUUUUUGAUGACGUUCGCAGUCUGGAAAAACAAAGUUGUAGAAGCUGAGAAAAAAGGUGAUGCCAGUGAGCUGAAGAGAGCAAAUGCUCUGCUUGUCUUGUACGAUUCACUACAGUUAGCCCACAAGUGCAUCCUAAACAGUUUCUACGGCUACGUGAUGAGGAAGGGCGCUAGGUGGUAUAGCAUGGAGAUGGCUGGAGUCGUCUGCCACACUGGGGCCAACAUAAUUACAAAAGCGCGCGAAAUUGUCGAGCAAAUUGGGCGCCCUCUGGAAUUGGAUACGGAUGGAAUAUGGUGUAUACUUCCCGCCACUUUCCCAGAAAAUUACGUCAUAAAAACAAAAGAUCCUAAAAAAUCCAAGAUAACUAUAUCAUACCCUGGAGCUAUGCUUAACGUUAUGGUUAAGGAACACUUCACCAACAGCCAGUACCAUGAAUUAGUGGAUAAGGAGCGCCUGCGGUAUGAAGUUAGAAGCGAAAACUCAAUUUUUUUCGAAGUGGAUGGACCUUAUAAGGCCAUGGUCCUGCCUGCGUCUAAGGAAGAAGGUAAAAAGUUAAAGAAGAGAUACGCUGUGUUCAAUUUCGAUGGCUCACUGGCCGAACUUAAAGGAUUUGAAGUGAAAAGGCGAGGCGAACUGCACCUUAUAAAAAUUUUCCAGUCAUCAGUAUUCGAAGCCUUCUUGAAGGGGACGACGCUAGAACAAUGUUACGCCAACGUUGCAAAAGUUGCGGAUUAUUGGCUUGAUGUACUCUACAGCAAGGCUGCCAACAUGCCAGAUUCUGAGUUAUUUGACCUGAUUUCUGAGAACAGAAGCAUGUCACGGAAGCUGGAGGACUAUGGCGUGCAGAAGUCCACCUCCAUCAGCACUGCUAAGAGACUGGCUGAGUUUUUGGGCGACCAGAUGGUAAAAGACGCGGGCCUAGCAUGUCGCUACAUAAUCUCCAAAAAACCAGAAGGUGCUCCCGUGACAGAAAGGGCCGUGCCCUUGGCCAUUUUUCAGGCGGAGAUCUUAGACUGGGAGUACUACAUAGAAAGAUUGGGCAGUGCCAUUCAGAAAAUUAUCACCAUACCAGCAGCCUUGCAAGGGGUACACAAUCCAGUGCCGCGAAUUGCUCAUCCUGAUUGGCUGCACAAGAAACUGCUGGAGAAGACAGAUAUAUUUAAACAAAAGAGAAUCAACGAGAUGUUUGUUGUCAAGAACAAAUCUGACGAUAUUGAAGAUCUCAUGUCGUCGUCGUCGUCACAUCAAGGCAGCAGCAGCAGCAUUGUGCCGGUGGCUACUGUGGUAUCUAGGAAGAGGGAAGCAGAAGAUCUGACGUUAAGUUGGCGGGAAGCCCUGGGAAACCCUCCACCCAUGGGGAAAUCCGAAGCGGAGUUGCAAACCUGGCUGGAGUACCAGAAGAAGAAGUGGGCCUUCCAGAUCAAGCAGAAGAAGCAUCGCUUGAAAAGAGCUCGCUACGAUGACGGUAGCCUACUUGGUACUGGUGUGGGUGGAGUCAUCAGGCAAACGACGUCUACCAUUGGUGGAUUUUUAAAGAAGACUGCCCGUAACGUCUAUGAUUGGCCGUGGCAGAUUAUACAGCUGGCUGAAACCGACCAAUCAGGAAUUUUUAAGAUCUGGGCUCUGAUUGGCGGAGAUUUGCAUUCGUUUAAACUGAUAGUACCGAGAAUAUUUUAUGUCAAUCAGAGAACUUCAAAAGUAGAAGGAGAGGGGUCAAUGUGGAAGCGAGUGAACCGGCUUCUACCUCGUUCACACCCUGUUUUCCAUCUGUACGAAUACAGCGUACCUGAACACAUGUACCUGGAACACAUCAAUGAAAUAAAUGCCGAUCUAAGCUCCCCGGAUGUUGAGGGGGUGUAUGAGACCCAGGUGCCUCUCAUGUUCAGGGCCCUGGUCAAAGGCAGUAAGCAGAUGUUGGCACUCUUCAUUCCUAGCUCAAAGAAGGUUUCUGUCUUUGUCACUGAUACCGUCCGCACCAAUCAGAUGCCUAACUUGAAUAAUAUGUACAAUUCAGAGAGGAAUAAUAAACUCCAAGAAAAAAAUAAUAACAAUAAUAAUAAUAACAACAAUAAUAAUAACAAUAAUAAUAACGUGCCUGGAGCUGGCUACACGUUUGACAUCCGCGUUGAGACUGACGUCAAAAAAGUUUAUAGGUCAUUGCAGAGGUUAUUGACCUCGUAUAAGGAUGAAAAGAAAGGACCAACCUAUAUAGCUAUCCAAUCAAAUAGAGAACAAAAAUACCUGACGUCUUCUGUAAGCAUACUCAAUGAUUUUCCACUGGUUUCCCUCUUGGUUCCCGAAGAGGAGAACAUGUAUGGUGUAUUAGACUGGCAGAGGGCGGGAUCCAAGCAUAUGAUAAACAGUUUUCUCAACUCGGACGCCAUUUUAAAUGCCACUUUAGAACAGUGUAGGUACCUUCACGUACCUCUUGGGAAUUUAAAUAGGGAUGUAACUCAAUUUGGAUGCGAUCUAUUUUACGCGCGCCAUCUACUGAAACAUAAUCACAUUCUUUGGUGUUCCAUGACUGAUAGGCCGGAUUUAGGCGGGAAGGAAGCGGACGAUUGCAGAUUAAUUCUUGGAUCAGAUGUCAAUGGCUUCGAUCGUCUAACUGUCAAUCAUCCAGGUUGCUACUCCACGAUCUGUGUUGAAUUGGAUAUUGUUUCAUUGGCCGUCAAUGCUUUGAUUCAGUCAAACAAGAUCUUGGACAACGAAGGAACUUCUGCCCUCUCUUCAUUUGAAGCACUCAUCUCUCAAACUUCCAUUGAAGACCUGGUGCAAUCAUCAUUGACAGCAGCCGUGACGUCAUCAGCUGCAUCAGCCGUGACGUCAUCAGCUGCAGCAGCUACGCUGUCGUCAUCGUUAGCGUUAGCUAGUUACGACGAUACGGCGCUUUGUUUUACAGCUUUUAGAAUUCUUAAAAAUAUGGUGCAUGGUUGGAUCCAAGAGGUCGCCACGAAUCAGAAUGUAUACGCCGAUCAACAAAUUGUUCAUUUCUACAGAUGGCUGAGGUCUCCAACAUCACUCCUCUACGAUCCGGCUCUUGGAAAAUCUCUUCUCAAUUUAAUGGAGAAAUUAUUUGCUCAGCUGAUGGCCGAAUUCAACCGGCUCGGUUCGGGCGUCAUUUUCGCCGACGCGACUCGACUUAUCGUCUGCACGAAGAAGCGCGAAAUUACCGACGCACUGUCCUACGUGGAUUACAUCACCAGCGUCAUUAGGAAUAAGGAUUUGUUUCAAAUAGUCGAGAUCUCGUACAGACAGUGUUGGCAGAUAUUGCUAUGGAUGGAUAAGGCUAAUUAUGGCGGCAUAAAAGGAGUUCUCCCAUUGGUUGAUAGCUCCGACAGGGAUCAAUCUCUAGCCAAUCAGAGUCAGGCAUUUUCCACCAAUCAAAAUAACUCAGAGACGGAUUCAGCUUAUAAUAAUAGAAAUAGUAUUGAUGAUAAUAUUAAUGAUGAUACUAUGGAUGAAGAUAAUACAAAAUGCUCCUACAAGAAGCUAAUAAGAGAAGAAUUUGGUCAAAAGCUGUUUGGUAUAACCCAGAAAAUAAAGAAAAAACACUCAGCCAAUCAGCGUUCGUUCAUAUUCCCUACCUUGCCCGGUUCCCACCUGCAUUUCACCAAUCCGGCUCUUGAAUUUGUCAAAAGUGUUUGUCAGAUUUUAUUUUUAGAUGAAAAUAUAAAAGAAGAGGUGACCAGAUUAAAACGUGACCUACUUAAGUUGAUCGGGAUUGGUGAGUUCAGCGACCAAUCAGAAUGGAGGGAUCCUUGCCUGUCUUACGUAUUGCCUGAGAUGAUAUGUAAGCAGUGCAACAACAUUCGAGACAUCAAUCUAUGCAGGGAUCCAUACGUCGACAACAUAGGUAUAUGGUACUGCAACCAAUGCAAGUGCGAAUACGAUCUAGAAGAAAUUGAAAUGCAGUUGGUUCAGGCAGUUAGACAGACAUUGGUCUCUUACACGCUACAGGAUCUUACUUGCGAUCGUUGUAAACUGGUAAGUGCAACGAACUUAGCAGAGCAUUGUAGUUGUGCUGGUACAUUCAGCACCAUGCAGCCGACAAAAAACUUCAAACAACUCAUUCUAACUUUCCUCAACAUAUCCAAGUUUUAUAAUCUGGCAUACUUGCAUGAAACUAUCUCAUGGGUUAUAUCUAUGUCCAGUGGCAUAUUAAACUGAUGACGGUAAAGAGGAUAUAUAUAUAUAUAUAUAUUAUUGGUUAAAUAAUUAACUUAUAUCUACGUGUCUGUUUGUGUGUGUGUGUGUGUGCGUGUAUCUGUUUGAAUAUGUCUGUGUCGAAAUGAGAAAGAAAAAGAAAAAC
Messenger RNA from Helobdella robusta, 6076 nucleotides. RefSeq lists its product as hypothetical. Lineage: Eukaryota; Metazoa; Annelida; Clitellata; Rhynchobdellida; Glossiphoniidae. The transcript is spliced from 51 exons. The record is from RefSeq and is a predicted model, not a curated record. Gene Ontology annotation, cellular component: epsilon DNA polymerase complex; nucleus. Gene Ontology annotation, molecular function: single-stranded DNA 3'-5' DNA exonuclease activity; zinc ion binding; DNA binding. Gene Ontology annotation, biological process: DNA replication; DNA replication proofreading; nucleotide-excision repair, DNA gap filling. Bases 1 to 5934 code for a protein of 1977 amino acids.